ACAUCCAACGUUUUUGUGUUAAGGAAUUUUGAAGCAAAGGAGAGAGAAAUUCCAUCUCUUUCUAUUUCUCAGCCAUUUCCAGAUUCAAAGGAAGGAUUUUCAGUGUUAAGGACAAAGAUGAAGAUGACAGCGGCGGCGGCGGCGGUGAUAGAGCAGAAAUCAGUCAACCGUUGGUGGUUUGAUCGAAACACCAACGACCCAUCUCCAAAACGUUCACUCUGGCUUCACUCCACCCUCUCAGAGCUUGAUGAGACAACAAUGGCGAUGCUUAAGAUUAUCGAUGAAGAUGCAGACUCUUUUGCUAAACGUGCCGAGAUGUAUUACAAGAAGAGACCUGAACUGAUUGGAAUGGUUGAGGAUAUGUAUCAAUCACAUCGAUCCUUAGCUGUUCGAUUCGAUCAACUGAAAACAGAGACUGGGUCGCGUUUAAUCGCCCCUUUGUCAUCUCCAUUUCGGUACAACCGAACUGAGAAACAGCCGUCGAAUUUGUCGACGAUGACAUUCUCUGAAAAAUCCUAUGACAGUUAUUCUGAGACAUAUGACCCAGAAGAGUCAGCUGAGUCCGAGAUUGAUGAUCCAGAAGAAGAAGUGGAAACAGAGGAAGAUGCCAUUGUUGUUGCUGAGAUGAAAGGAAUGAAGCUAAGAGAGGAAAUGGAAGAAGAGAAGAAGAAGAUGAAGAAGAAGAUGAAGGAUGAAAUGAAACAGAAAGAUGAAGAGAAAAGAGAGGUGAUAAGACAGCUGAGCAUGGCGUUGAAUAUGGUGAAGGAGGAGAAUUUGAAACUGAAGAAGAAGCUUGCAGAAAUUCCAAAGGAUUAUUCCACUCCCAAUAAAGGGAAAGUGAAAGGGAUAAGUCCAAUAGUGGAGUUCAAACGGCUGAAAGAUACUUUUAUGGGGAAGCUAUUCUUCAAUGGAUCAUCAUCAUCCCCAAGAACUAAGGUCAAAAUCCCUCUUUAGAAGAACAUAAACCUUUAUCUUAUUAAUAUGUAGCAGAAAACUAUGUAUUGUUAGGUCAAUUGUUUAGUUUAAGGAGAGGGAUUAGAACUAUUCAUUCAUUUGUUUGUUGUUGUUCUUGUUUGUUGUAAGGGAUAGGUCCAUGAUGGGUCUUUUUAUAGAUGUUUUACAAGUCAACAGUAUUUUCUUAAUAAUUCUUUGUUUGAAACUA
Messenger RNA from Impatiens glandulifera, 1162 nucleotides. RefSeq names its product protein NETWORKED 3C-like. The record is from RefSeq and is a predicted model, not a curated record. Gene Ontology annotation, molecular function: actin binding. The coding region runs from base 118 to 954 and encodes 278 amino acids. Lineage: Eukaryota; Viridiplantae; Streptophyta; Magnoliopsida; Ericales; Balsaminaceae. The transcript has 3 exons.